Molecule: messenger RNA, 1419 nt
Organism: Drosophila mojavensis
Lineage: Eukaryota; Metazoa; Arthropoda; Insecta; Diptera; Drosophilidae
Exons: 2
Coding region: 997-1287 (96 amino acids)
Source: RefSeq, a predicted model, not a curated record
AGCUGAGCUGAUUCACAAGUAGCUUAUCGUCGUGGAAAAAACUGUCAAAAAUUCCAAAAUAAUGAUGCACAGUUGCCUUAGCUAAAUGCCCAAAGGCGGGCAACGGAGGUGUUAAACGGAAAUGGUAUAUUCAGAGAGCAAAAAGGAUGAAGAAUAUUAAGUUAGCUUGGUCGCCAAAAAAACAAAAACUGUGCAAGUUUUGCAUAACGUUCCCAGUGAGGGACUGGGCGUGAUUGUGGGUGUGGCUCUCUGAGAGCCCUUACUGCCAUAAGCAAUUUUUAAUUGCGGCUUUAGCUCCGGUCCAAAAAGCCAGACAUGAAAAAUGAGCAUUGCCAAAGUUCAUGCAAAUUAAUAAACCGAAGAGUGGGCGGGAGAGAGAUAGACACAGAGAUAUAGCGAGCAAGAGCGAAAGCGAGAUAUCCUGAGCUCGUCAAGUGUGCGUGGUCCUGUCAAGGAUGCGUCGUCGUUGGCCAAGUUAUUGAUGCAGCACGUAAAAAUUCCCAAUGCAUACUCAAAAAGUUCACUCGCUCGCUCGCUCACUCGUUCGCUGCUUGAUUUGGGUCAGCCAAGCGCGAAAGUUUACCUAACUUUUCGUUUCCUGCCAGAGUGAAGCGUUCAGUUCAGGCUCGUUCACUCCUCGCCUGUGUCAUGCACAUAUGUGUGGGAUUUGCCUAAAGUGCAUUAAUGCCACAACACGUAGCCGGAACGUUAAAGAUAACAGCGGCUACCUGUGAGGGCUCCCGGCAGGCCGCAGGACGACCGAUAAGCCAGCUGCAGCUGCAGGUGCACGCGCGGCAGGUAAACGACACUCCAAAGGAUAGAACAUGAAAAAUCACGAGCGGGCGCACUUGGGGUAAACAGGCAAAUGCUAAAAAAAGGACUGGUGUCCCAAACGGUUCCUGUUUGGCUAGCAAGCAGGCAAUCAGAACAUUUGCCUGCCAGCGUAUAAAAGGGGCGGCGGGAGGCACAUCCCAACACAUUCAGUCAGCAAACGUCAUGGAAGCAACAACUGUUAAGACCGCCUACGCACUGUUCCUGCACCGCUCGGAGCUACAGCGACGCAAAGCGCACUUCGCCAAGAUGUCACAGACAAAGAUUCUGUUGACCAAUGAAUUGAUUGCCAAAACCAAGCAGCGCAUGGCCACGUGCAGCUACGAGGAUCUGCAGAUACUGGUCCGGGAGCAGCAGUUCAAGCGGCUGCUCGAACAGAAGCUCCAGCACAGAGCUAAGCAGCUUAAAGCGGUGCAGAGGCAGAACCGCAAACUCAAGCUGAAGCGACUGCAGUGAAGCACUGAAUAGCAAUGGAAUUAUAGAAUCAUCCUAUUUAAUAUUUAGUUCAACUAAUGACCAACAAGAAAUCAAAUUUCUUGACAUGAUAGAAAUCGCAUAUAAUAAUAAUAUAAUAUAUGUAAAUAAUAA